This is a messenger RNA of Aspergillus affinis, 2748 nucleotides long. RefSeq names its product cytochrome P450. Gene Ontology annotation, molecular function: iron ion binding; oxidoreductase activity, acting on paired donors, with incorporation or reduction of molecular oxygen; monooxygenase activity. The transcript has 9 exons. The record is from RefSeq and is a predicted model, not a curated record. Lineage: Eukaryota; Fungi; Ascomycota; Eurotiomycetes; Eurotiales; Aspergillaceae. Bases 1 to 2748 code for a protein of 915 amino acids.
AUGGAGACCACGUCGAGUUGGACCGAUCACCCGCGGGCAGUGUGGCCCGUGGUGCUGGCCAUCGUGUUUCAAGUUCUGGCGAUCGUGGCCGUGGGACUUCGCUUCUACGCGCAUUCACUCAAACGACAGAAGGUGGCGGAUCACGACCUGAUGAUCGUGGUGGCUUUGGUAUUCUCCAGCGGUCUGGUUGCUUUGUUGAUCAUCGCCACCGUUAUCGGCGGACUUGGGCAGCAUACGUUCGAGCUAUCCAACCCUCUCGUCCAGGGGGUUCAUUUCGCGAAGGUCUACGUCGCCAACUCCCCCGUGUGGGCGUGCGCCAUCAGCGCCGUCAAGGUCUCCAUCCUGCAGCUCUACCUCUCGAUCUUCCGGUCAAAACCGUUCCGGUACCUCUGUCUGUCGUUGAUCACGAUUCAAACCAUGUGGUGCGUGAUGGUGAUCUUGGUCUCGCUUCUUCUCUGCCAACCCCUGAAGUUGAACUGGGAUCCCACCGCGGAAGGCCACUGCGGCAGCACGUCGGCGUCGUAUCUCUGCGUCCACAUCAUCAAUCUUCUGCUCGACGUCGCUGUAGGAGUUGCGCCAGCACCGGAACUUUGGAAACUGCAGAUGAAGCGCCGCAGGAAGAUCGAGCUUUCUACGCUCUUUGCCCUGGGAAUCGUGAUCUGCGUUAUCACGAUCUUCCGCAUCACGCUCAUCAACGAACUCGUCGCCACCGACCUGACCUAUUCCACUACCAUCCUCUUCUUCUUCACCAUUCUCGAGCCCCUACUGGGCAUCGUUCUCGCCUCUCUCCCCAUGAUGAGACCCGUCCUGCAAAGAGUCACCGGGCAGUCGACCGUGUCUAGCGGCUCGCAUGGCCUGAAUAGCUCGUAUGCAUCCUCAGGGCUGAAAAAGGGACGCUCGCGUCGCGCCACGAUACGGCUGCAUAGCAGUGUCGACUCGACGGCGGCAAUUAAUGAGUCGGAGAAUUACGACAUGAAGGGGUUCUCGCAGACAAGGGCAUCGCCGGUCUGGCCGCAGGAGUCGGCGAUUCGAGUGACGAAUACGUUUGAUUACCAUACCGUCGAUGAACGAUUCGGUACGGUAUUUGCCUGCUUCUCUUCGCUCUGGAUAUUUCUAUCUUCCAUCGUCUAUCUUCCAUCGUCCCCAUCGAGCAGUCCAGUUGCCAUCGCCUGUCCUGCCGCAAUGGCCUUCGUAGAUCAACCUGGGAAUCUAUCUGCCUGGAUGGAGCAUGCUAGCCAUCCCCGCAUCCUGACGGCUGUAGCAGUCCUGCUCGCCUACCUGGUUGCUCUGUCCCUCUACCGACUGUAUAUCAGCCCUCUGGCUGGCUUCCCCGGGCCCAAGCUCGCGGCCGUCAGCGGAUGGUACGAGACCUAUUUUGAGAUCGUGAAGAAGAGCGGCGGCCAGUUCACCUUUGAGAUCAAGCGGAUGCAUGAGAGAUACGGGCCCAUCGUCCGCAUCAGUCCCAAAGAACUACACAUCGACGACCCCGAAUACUACGAGGCUAUCUACAGCGCGAACCGCGGGCUCGACAAGUCCGCACACGUACAGGACCGCUUCGACGCGCCCACGGCGGCCUUCUCGACGCCCUCGCACGAAGUCCACAAACGGCGUCGCGGUGCCAUCGCCCCCUUCUUUUCGAAGCGACGCAUCUACGAACAGGCCCCCAUGAUCCAGGCCAACGUCGAUCGCAUCUGUCGCCGACUCGCGGCCUCGUAUCGUGGCACCGGCCACCCUCUCUGCCUGAACGACAUGUACGCCAGCUUCGUCACCGACGUGAUCAUGACCUAUGCGUUCAACCGCAGCUAUCACUUCCUCGACCAGCCGGGCUUCACCUCGGCUUUCACGCGCUCCAUCCAGGGCUUGAAGGACUUUGUGCACUACGCGCAGCAGUUCCCCUGGUUGCCGAGGUUGUUGAAUCUCCUGCCGGUGCGCCUGAUGGCAAUGCUGCAGCCGUCGAUGGAGGCGAUCUUACUUUUUCAAGAAGAAAUGCGCUCGCACGUCCGCCAGGUCCUCCGCAACCACGAGGCCGGAUCUGACGACGACCAAAAAGGUACGAUUUUCUACGAACUGCUCAACUCGGGGCUCCCCGCCGAAGACCUCGCGGUGCCUCGUCUCAAGGACGAAGCGAUGAGCAUUGUCGGCGCCGGCAUAGAGACCACCAAAAUGGCGAACGUGGUCACCUCGUUUCACAUCCUCAAUAACCCGGCCAUCCUGCGCCGUCUGCAGGAUGAGUUGAAAGACGCCAUCCCAGACGCGUCGAAGCCGCCAACGUUGUCGGUUCUCGAGCAGUUGCCGUACUUGGGGGCUUGUAUUCAGGAGGGAAUCCGCCUCUCCUACGGCGCUACCGCUCGCUCCCAACGCCUCUCCAAACACGACCCCCUCAUCUACCACGACUGGGUGAUUCCCCCCAACGUCAUGGUCAGCCUGGACACGUACCACAUGCACCACGACGAGCGCGUCUUCCCCUCCAGCCACGAGUUCAAGCCCGAGCGAUGGCUGGACGGGGCGCGCGGCCCGGACGGCGAGAAGAGCCUGACGCGGUACCUGGCUUCGUUUGGCCGCGGCACGCGCAUGUGCGUGGGCUUCAAUCUGGCGUAUGCGGAGAUGACGCUGGUUCUGGCGGGCCUGUUCCGGAAUUUCCGAUUCGAGUUGUUCGAGACGAGUCGGCGAGAUGUGGAUUGUUAUCGCGAUAUGGUUGGCUUGGAGGUUGCGCCGGGGAGUCGGGGAGUUAGGGUUUUAGUGUUGUAG